AUGUGGCGAUUGCUGUGUUUGGCUAUAGUUUUUCACCUGGCAGUGGCAGUAUUUGGAGAAGACGUUGUGGUGACGACGAAACUUGGAGACAUCAAGGGACUUUCUGGCAAAGUGCGCUUUAGAGGGAAGACGCACGUGUUGAAGAAAUUCCUUGGCGUCCCGUUCGCGCAACCACCUCUGAAAGAGAUGCGAUUCAAGCCCCCUCGUGCACCUGCUCCCUGGAAACCAGACCUUUACAAUGCCACCUAUUACCGUCACACCUGCAUGCAGGAAAAACUGGAUAGAGACGAAAUGCAGAAGCAAAUACCUGGCUUCAAAAACUUUAGUGAAGAUUGCUUGUAUCUGAAUAUUUUUACAACAUAUGAUUUUACAGACAGUUCCAGUUUGCCUCACCCAGUCAUGGUAUUCAUCCAUGGCGGCAGCUACGUGGCGGGGUCAGCACAGACAAUACUGGGAGAUGUACUACCACUGAAGGGCGUGGUCUUGGUUGUGAUUCAGUACAGGUUAGGGGCUUUUGGAUUUCUGAGUACUGGUGACCAUCAUGCCCCAGGUAAUACUGGCCUCCUUGACCAGACCAUGGCCUUGAAGUGGGUCAAGGACAACAUAGGUCACUUCGGUGGUGACACUGACCGGGUGACCAUCUUUGGUCAGAGUGCAGGGGCCUCUUCUAUUGGACUCCAUCUGGUGUCGAGUAAAUCGAAAGGUCUCUUCCACCAAGUGAUAAUGCAGAGCGGGGUGGACCUAAGUCCAUGGGCCAUCCAUGGUGUGCAUAGUGCUCUCCACACCAGUAAAGAAUUGGGGCGCAUGGUCGGCUGCCCAACACACCUCAACGUGCUACUCGUGGAAUGUCUUCGGAAGGUGGAUGCUCAAGAGAUUGCUGAUUUCAUCUCUGAUUCUCACCAGGGCAGUGACCCCCUAGAUCUACCAUGGUCCCCUGUAGUCCAGGGAGAAGGGGAAGAAUCAUUUCUGGUUGAUGAUCCUAAAGUGCUGAGAGAAAAUGGAAGGUUCCACCGUGAUGUGAGAGUAAUGGCGGGAUUUACCAGUGACGAAGGGGCUGCAAUCAUACAGAGUAUAGCUGACCAGUUUAACAUGGCAGAACUUCUCCGAGAAGAAAAGAUCAGUCAGACUGCUCUGGGGUCUCUCCUUCACCACUAUUUCCCCAUCAAGAAUGGCAUCCUGGCUGGAGAGGUCUACAACACCAUAGCACGCGGGUACCAGAACACAUCUGAUGGCGUGGAGACAGGGGUCUACAGACAGGGAAUGGUGGAUAUCCUGACAGACUAUAUGUUUGCUGCCCCUGCCCACCAGGUUCUGCGCCAUCACAGUCAGCACAAUGAGACCUUCAUGUAUGUGUUUGGGUACAGAUCACCUAAUAUUAGGACCAAUUUCUGGAUGGGCACCACCCACAAUGAUGACCUGCCCUUUGUGUUUGGCCUUCCUUUUCACACAACCAAAAUGAGGCAUAAUUGCUCGACCUUGGACAGCGCCCUCUACAGUAAGUUCUGCAGGGGGAAAAGGACACAGAUUUUCUCUGACUACGUGUGCACACACAGAAAUUGGUCAUUCUGUAACGAGUACGAUCACAGGAUGGGGCAUUCUAACAUAGACUAUGCAAUCAUCCCCCAGCAGUACGAGAAAUUCGACCACGAGGACAGGAUCAUUAGUGACUAUGUUAUGGAGCUCUGGACCAAUUUUGCGAAAUUUGGGCAUCCCACGCCACCAAAGACAGCCAACGCCACCUAUAGUCAGCACAGUGAGAUUGUCGAGUGGCACCUUUUUUUAAAUCUAACACCUCGGAGGAAGACUCGCACUAUCUUCAUAUAGACACACAGACUGUUAUGAAGACUGGACUGAGAGCAGAGAACAUGGCUUUCUGGACUCAAACAUUCCCCUCUAUCAAGGAUAAGUAUGUUGAAUUUGCACCAGUCAUCCACGAGCAAGAUGAAAGCACCACUAAUGACCUGCUGAAGAUUCUGCCAUUCCUGGCUGGAGGCUUCCUGUUUGUGCUCAUAGUAACCGUUGUCUUGGUAACACACAGGCGACAGCAGCCAAAACCUUCCAGGCAAAACAGCUACAACAGAGACAAUAGCAAGACGGUGGCGACACCUAUCUUGACAUAUGCAUCGUACGAUGUGUAUGAGAAUGCUGAAUCUGUGUAAAAUGGAAAGGAUGCUGUGAUGAUAAAAGAAUUAUGUAUUUAUCUUUAUUUAAUUGUGUUGAAUGUGGAGAAAUAAUGCCAUCUACUUUAAAUUAUGUGUUGUGUAAAAAGAUAUAUAUAUAUAUAGUAUAUAACAUGUAUUGUGAUAAAGGGGGGGGGUGCACAAAUACAUGUAGCAUUGAAGUAAUUAUUGUUUACCUCAUGCAAAUUUACAACUGGAGUUCUUAAAAAUAAGAAUAACGAUACCACUACAGUCAUUCUGCUUUGACAUCGCCAAUUGUCAGAGAAGAUACAUGGAGCAACUCAUCGCCUACAACUAGAAUUGAUUUUGAUUGAAAAAAUCUUAUGUAAUGAAUAUUUUCCUUGGCUUUGACUGAAAUUGGUAUGAACAUUACUCAACUCAAGUCUCCAUAACUCUAACAAUUAAUUUUUCCAGUGUCAGAGUUUUACAGAUUAUAUUACUAGGAACUAACCGUACGUAUCUUUUAAGAUAUUUAAAAACAUCAAAUAUUUGUUGUGAUAUUUAAAGGGUAAAGUGUAAAUAUUGAGAAUAUUUUAAAAAGAGACUGUGGUAAGCACUUUAUAUUGUCAUGUUAUCUGUUGUUAAAAGUGGUGGUUUUAAAUUUGAUAGAUUUAUGACAUAAGUCUGCAAACACUAGUGGGCUAGAUUUGGUCUUAAAGUGCAAUUUAAGUUCACAAGUGAUCUUACACGAUCUUAAUCAU
This is a messenger RNA of Lingula anatina, 2881 nucleotides long. RefSeq names its product cholinesterase-like. NCBI's taxonomy places the organism in Eukaryota, Metazoa, Brachiopoda, Lingulata, Lingulida, Lingulidae. The record is from RefSeq and is a predicted model, not a curated record.